This is a messenger RNA of Protomyces lactucae-debilis, 1167 nucleotides long. Its product is annotated as curved DNA-binding protein. The coding region runs from base 1 to 1167 and encodes 388 amino acids. The record is from RefSeq and is a predicted model, not a curated record. NCBI's taxonomy places the organism in Eukaryota, Fungi, Ascomycota, Taphrinomycetes, Taphrinales, Protomycetaceae. The transcript has 3 exons.
AUGAGCAAGACUACUACUGCUGCUGCGGCUGCCAAGCCUGUGGACUACACGCUCGCCAAUCCGGAUACUCUCACGAAAUACAAAGUUGCCGGAGAGAUCAGCACAAAAGUUCUUGAGCAGAUCAAGCAACUGCUGGUUGCUGAUGCCCGCAUCAUUGACAUUUGUAAAAAAGGGGAUGAACUGCUGAACGAGGCUUGUGGCAAGGUGUACAAGGGCAAGAAUGUCACCAAAGGUGUUGGAUUCCCUACCUCCAUUUCAGUCAAUCACGUCGCUGCUCACUUCAGUCCGCUUCCUUCCGAUUCAGAAGCCUCAAAGCAACUCGCAGAUGGUGAUUUGGUAAAGAUCUCUCUCGGUGCUCAGAUUGACGGCUUUGGGGCCAUUUUGGGUGACACCAUCGUGGUUGGUUCCUCUGACAUCGUGGGCAAAAAAGCCGAUGUUAUGCUGGCCGCACAUCUGGCGUCUGAGGCGGCUAUUCGCCUGAUCAAACCCGGCAACAAGAAUUGGGAUGUGACGGAUGCUGUGCAGAAGAUCGCGGAAGCCUUUGGCUGUCAGCCAUGCGAGGGCAUCUUGUCGCACAACCAGGAGAGAAAUGUGGUUGAUGGUAAGAAGGAGAUUAUUCUCAACCCAAGUGAGAACGUCAAGAGGGAAACCCACUCUUUUGAGCAAGGCGAGGUAUACGGAGUUGACAUUCUCGUGUCCUCUGGCGAUGGCAAGGUGAAGAAGGUCGACUCACGAACGACCAUUUUCAAACGAGCUGCUGAUUUGAAGUAUUCUCUUAAGAUGCCCAGUUCACGAAAGACGCUUUCAGAGAUUGACAAGACAUUCGGAGCCUUCCCAUUCACGCUCAGGUCUCUCGGUGACGAGAAAGCCGCACGCAUUGGUGUCAUUGAACCGCAAAAGCAUGGAUUGCUCCUGGCCUACGAAGUCUUCGAAGAGAAGCCGGGCGAGUUCGUCGCUUUAUUCCACACAACUAUUGCUCUCGGUCCAAGCGGCACCAUCAAGCUCGCCGGACCAGCACCUGUAGACACUGAGAAGCUCAAGAGCGAUAAGAAGCUUGAGGAUGAGGAACUCCUUAAGCUCAUCACCGCGCCACUCAAGGCUGCAAAGCUCAAGAAGAAGAAGUCGCCUGCAGCGGCGGACUCCGCAGAAGCAGUCACUGAGGCAUAG